Molecule: messenger RNA, 1797 nt
Organism: Pseudo-nitzschia multistriata
Lineage: Eukaryota; Bacillariophyta; Bacillariophyceae; Bacillariales; Bacillariaceae
Source: the annotation of a GenBank genome assembly
GAUAAUCAAASAUCAUCUAACGACCAGCAAGCAACUGGGAAGUACAGUACGUCUAAUAGUCUACCAUCACACUCAUAAUAYAAGUGUCAAAAUGAAGUUUUCCGCUGCUGUUUCCUUUUUGUGUCUCGCAUCUGCCUCGGCAUUUGCUCCAAACAGAGUAAAGACGUCCGUAAGUUUACUUCGGAACUGGGAGGUUGRCAAACAUGACCAAACAUGUUUCAAGUCCACAAAGAAUUUGAAAACUGCAAACAGCGUCUCGAGUUCUUCUUCGUAGCGAUUUAGAGAUUUACGGGACGGAGGUUUGACCCAAAAGGGAACRAAAGUGGUUCUCGUAAAAUAGUUUGAGUUGAUCAUCUAACCUGUUUCUUUCGAUGUGAAUGAUCUGUCACUGUGGGAUUCAUGUCGGCAUUGGGGGAUCUAGAGUACWAGAUUGUACGAAACUGCCGACGCAAACCAAAACGUUUUCGGAACCAAGUCGUUGGAUUUCCAAGGAAAUGAMAAUGAUGAUUCUUUCAAGACUGUCCGACUUCGAGAUCGUUUGAACGAGGCCGAUAUCGAACGGCGUAAGGAAGAGGAUGAAGCUGCUGCACGUGAACGCGCUGCUGAGAUCGCACGGGAAGAGCGCCUUGCCAAAAUCGCRUACAUGGAGAACAUGGCUGACGAUACACCCGCCGGAACUGGUGAGUUAGGAAUUUAAUUGCUACACAACUUARAGAGUGGAUUGGCGGUAAUUCCGAUUUKUGUGAAUUUGCUCUGUUUAUACUAACUGAGCGUGUUUCUUGCCCAUACCCAACGAACACAGUUGACGAGUUCAUGUUCAAAGAGGGUGUCCAGGCUCAGCUYGACAAACUUGACCAGGAACUUGUUGGUCUGAUCCCCGUCAAGAAGCGUGUUAAGGAAAUUGCCGCUUUGUUGGUUCUUGACAAAAUGAGACGCAAGCUUGGUUUCGAGACUGCUGUUCCUUCGCUUCACAUGUGCUUCACUGGAGCCCCUGGUACCGGUAAGACCACUGUCGCCGUUCGAAUGGGUCAAAUUCUUGCGAAGAUGGGAUACUCCCGUCAAGGGCACGUYGUCCUCGCCACUCGUGAUGAUCUUGUCGGUCAAUACGUUGGCCACACCGCCCCUAAGACAAAGGAGAUGAUCAAAAAGGCUAUGGGAGGUGUUUUGUUGGUCGAUGAGGCUUACUACCUCUACAAUGCAGCCAACGACCGUGAUUACGGUCAAGAAUCUAUCGAAAUUCUUCUUAAUGUCAUGGAAAACCAACAAGAUGAUCUUGUGGUUGCUCUUGCCGGAUACAAAGACCGCAUGGACACAUUCUUCUCUUACAUCCCAGGUAUGAUGUCCCGUAUCGGAAACCACAUUGAUUUCCCUAACUACAGUGCCGACGAACUUGUCGAAAUUGCUGCUGUCAUGGCCCACCAAUUGGAAUAUGAUAUCGACGAUGAUGCCUACCCUGUAUUYAAGGAUUACAUUUCGAGACGUAUGGAACUGCCUUUCUUCUCAAAUGCUCGUACUGUGAGAAAUGCUAUGGAUCGCGCCCGAAUGAACUCUGCUAUCCGAACUUUCGAGCGAUUCGCCAUCAAUGGAGAAAACGGUGGAGUGUGCUCCGUCCACGACCUGAAGGCAAUCCAAGCGACUGACUUCCAAAUUCUACUUGACGAUAUCGUAAACGCCGAUACGGACAAACGCAUUUUCGCCUAAACACGGUCAAUGUACCGUAUACAAAAAGCAAAAAGCUGAUUAGGUUAAUCUAGUCCUAAAAUUUCUUUCCUCUYUCAAUAAUUUUUAAUUUCGAUU